AAGUGUUUCAACUAGCAUGUCGUUGCGACGUCUCAUCGUAACAAAGGCUUUGUUGCUGUUGACGGUCUCUUAAAAAAAAUCGGUUGCUGUUGACUGACGUCACUGCGUGCGUGUGAUUUUUUUUUUUUUUGCGUGUGUGAAGUGAUGAAGUGAAUCUGACGGACGCUCUCAUCUCUGCCUGCGCAGCCGUCUUCCUCCUCUCGCUCCCUCUCCUCUUCUUCUCCUGUUGUGGUUGUGGUUGUAGGUAGGUCGGGAACGGGAAACGAUGGCGCUGCUCAAGGUUUACGCGGACCGUCUUUCGCAGCCGUCGCGCGCGGUGAUCAUCUUGUGCAAGGCCAACCGGAUCGAUUUCGAGGAGGUCAAAGUGGAUCUGGCAAAGGGACAACACCGACGCCAAGAAUUCAACAAGAUCAACCCGAUGGGACAGGUCCCAGCAAUCAUCGAUGGAAGAUUCAAACUAUUCGAAAGCCAUGCCAUCCUGAGGUAUCUCGCCACCGUCUUCCCCGGAGUCCCGGACCACUGGUAUCCAGCCGACUUAUUUACCAGAGCUAAGCUCGAGUCCGUCUUGGAUUGGCAUCACUCUAAUCUGCGCCGUGGUGCAGCAUCCUAUGUACUGCACACCGCGUUGGGUCCUGCUCUCGGUCUCACACCCAAUCCUGAGACCGCAAAAGAGGGCGAGAAGUUGCUGUCAAAAUCACUGGGAACGAUCGAAACGGUGUGGCUCAAGGGCGAUGCAAAAUUCUUGAAUGGCAACCCCCAGCCAUCGAUCGCAGACCUCAGCCUCGUGUGCGAGAUAAUGCAGCUGGAGGUUGUCGGUGAUGAGAGACGUGACACAAUUCUAGGACCUCAUGAGAAGGUCCGUGCUUGGAUGGAGAAUGUGAAGAAGGCCACCAACCCUCAUUUCGAUGAAGUCCAUCAGCUCAUCUUCAAAUUGAAGGCACGCCUGUCGUCUGCUGCUCAUGCUCACUUGAAACCACCAUCCAAGCUCUGAACACAUUUACCGGAUUGUUGUGAAAGAACAUGGAACAAGAACAUGUUUGUGCUGUAAAUCUUCUGUACAAAAACCAAACCACCUUGCUGUUGUUAGUUUGCAUUUUUAUACAUUUCAACAUGGAGUAAGCAAUACUAGUGUUUCAAGUGA
This is a messenger RNA of Hordeum vulgare subsp. vulgare (domesticated barley), 1141 nucleotides long. RefSeq names its product glutathione S-transferase T1. NCBI's taxonomy places the organism in Eukaryota, Viridiplantae, Streptophyta, Magnoliopsida, Poales, Poaceae. The record is from RefSeq and is a predicted model, not a curated record. The transcript is spliced from 6 exons. The coding region runs from base 266 to 991 and encodes 241 amino acids.